CUUAACGACAUUUCCGUAAGGAAGCAGGAAAAAAGCAAAAUCCCAUAAUAAAUAAAUCUGGCAUUUCGCGGACUCAAAAUUCUGCCAUUUGUGGCAUUGGGAAGAGAAGACUCCUCACAAUCUCUUUGUUCAUCGAAUCAUCCCUAACGAAGAUUCCCAGAAACCAAACCCAUGUCUUCCCUUUUUUCCUCACAGGCCAGAACUUUUCCCACUCUCCAAAUAAAAUCAUUUCAACCUUUUUUUUCUUCACUACCCAUUUCCAAGAAUUUCAUCUCCCUCGUCGGAAAAUCUUCGUCGCUGCCAAAACCUGCGGCCAAGCGAUUCUUCUCGAUCAUGUCCACCGCGGAAUCUCCCAAUGGACUGCAAGGAUCAAGGGUUAAGGGAGGUGAAUCCUUUCUUAGGAAUGUUUUGGCGAGCAUGGAGGCAGUUUAUCUGAGUCGUAAUCCCACUGCAAAAGCCAUAUUGGAGCUUGUUCCAUCGGUUCAGAAUGAUACAAUUAGCUAUGAUCAUAUUGCAUUUAGGACUUUUGGGAUGAACGGGCAUGGCAUUGAUUCAUUAGCAAGCUUUUUUCUGGAUUUUGGAUAUACUCAAAGAGAAGAAUUAUCAUUCCCAGCAAAAAAGUUGAAAGCAUUAUGGUUUUCACCUCCCUCCAUUUCUAAUGCUGCUCAUUAUGAUGGUAAUGGAAUCAAUGGACCUCUGCCGAGAGUGUUCAUAUCACAACUUCUUGUGGAUCAGAUGAGUCAACAAACUCAGGAAAUAAUCAGAAAAUACACGGAAAGUUCUUACAAUGGGAAGAAGCAUGCUGCUCUGGCUAGUGCUCUGGGUUCAUUGACAUGGGAAAAGCCUUCGCAUUCAGAGUUUGUGCAAUUAGCGAGGGAGAGCGAAUAUGCUGCAUGGACUCUCGUGAAUGGUUAUGCACUUAAUCAUGUGACUAUUUCAACCCAUCGCCUGAAAUCUUAUCUGAAAAAUAUCAAAAACCUCAAUCAGUUCAUCGAAGAGAAUGGUUAUAAACUGAAUUCUGAAGGUGGUGUUUUGAAAGUAAGUCCGGAUGGUCUUCUACUGCAAAGUUCAACCCUUGCGGAUUCGGUUUCUUUUGAAUUUUCUGAUGGCAUUACUGCUUCAGUCCCCUGCUCGUACAUUGAGUUUGCCGAGCGUUUGGUACUGCCUCAGUAUAAGCAUAUUCCACAAACAGAGGUGAAAGAGUACCACAGAAGGGAUGGUUUUGAAGUAGGAAAUGCUGAUAAGAUCUUUGAAAGUACAUCCAAACAGCAGCAAAGGGCAAAGCUUGAAACCAAAUUGCUACAAAGGAAGGGCACUUAGAGGUUUAAAUGAGAUGUGGAAGCAGGAACAAUUCCAAACCCCUAAAAUUAGUUCUCAAUUUGAAUGAUGGGUGCUAAUCUUAGGAGUGUAUCCGAUUGCCAAUUCUAUCUAUACUUGUGUAUAGCUGAAAUACUUACUAAUAAGAUAUUGAAUAAUCUAACCUCCACCUAGCAUGUGGACCGAACUGGAACAUUGUUUUUGUAAGACCUACACAUCAAUGAGUAGUUUCAUCUGUGGAAGUCGAAAAAGUAUUAAUGAUACUGUGAUAUUAAGGAAGAAAAGUCCAAAAGGAAAAGCUGUACACAAAUACUCGGCCAAUUCAAGAAGCAA
Benincasa hispida (wax gourd) is the source of this 1650-nucleotide messenger RNA. Its product is annotated as plant/protein. Gene Ontology annotation, molecular function: oxidoreductase activity. The record is from RefSeq and is a predicted model, not a curated record. NCBI's taxonomy places the organism in Eukaryota, Viridiplantae, Streptophyta, Magnoliopsida, Cucurbitales, Cucurbitaceae.